This is a messenger RNA of Penicillium verhagenii, 1587 nucleotides long. RefSeq lists its product as uncharacterized. Gene Ontology annotation, molecular function: transmembrane transporter activity. Gene Ontology annotation, biological process: transmembrane transport. The record is from RefSeq and is a predicted model, not a curated record. NCBI's taxonomy places the organism in Eukaryota, Fungi, Ascomycota, Eurotiomycetes, Eurotiales, Aspergillaceae. The transcript is spliced from 2 exons. The coding region runs from base 1 to 1587 and encodes 528 amino acids.
AUGGAACCCACCCUCCUCUCCAGCCCUGACUUACAAAACGUGCACUAUCCUUCGAUUCGCGAAGAUGCUUUGGAAGAUGGGGAAAGACAGGAAUCAUCGCAGCAACGCGACGAAAAGAAACCCCCAGCUAUUGAAGAUGCAACCGAAACAAAAAUCACCAACCCGCCUUCCGAUGUGCCAUACAGUGUGCUCCCUCCAGGUGAAAAAGCUUUGGUAAUUAUCACGGGUUCCUUUGCGGCCUUGAUCUCCCCGUUAUCAAGUAGUAUUUACUUGCCGGCCAUGACAUCCUUGGCGCGGGAUAUGGAUGUCUCGGUUUCUCUGAUCAAUCUGACCAUCACUACUUACCUGAUUUUCCAAGGGUUGGCUCCAUCCUUCAUCGGAAGUUUCUCGGACUCUUACGGACGACGACCGGCGUAUUUGAUUGCGUUUGCGAUUUAUCUCGGCGCGAAUAUUGGCCUUGCUCUGCAAGACAGCUAUGCUGCCUUAUUGGUUCUCCGCUGUCUUCAAUCGUCCGGAAGCAGCGGGACCAUCGCACUGGGGAGUGCCGUCGUUGCCGACCUCACAACGCGUUCUGAGCGGGGGAAAUAUAUUGGAUAUGCUGGUAUCGGAAUGGCACUGGGACCCUCGCUCGGGCCUGUUAUUGGCGGACUGCUUGAUCACUUUCUCGGAUGGAGAGCGAUUUUUUGGUUUUUGGUAAUCUUCUCAGGAGCCUGUUUUGUGAUUUUGUUCAUGGUAUAUCCGGAAACUUGUCGAGCUGUUGUCGGUAACGGUUCCGUGAUUCCCAACCGCUGGAAUCAACCUGGGUGGGCUCUCAUCGCCCCGAGAUCUCGGUUCCGACAGGGAGAGACUUCUCCCGAUUACUCCUCAAUCCAACAACAGAAAAUUCGGCCGAAUCCGAUCUCUUCAUUGUUGAUUGCCGUGCAAAAAGAGUCCGGACUGAUCUUGUUGUAUGGUGGUUUCGUGUUUGCGGGCUAUAUGGCAGUCCUUAGCACUCUGACGACCCAGCUAACGAGCCGGUAUGAUUUUAACUCCAUCCAGGUCGGUCUGUGCUAUUUACCAUUGGGGAUUGGAAGCAUAUGUUCGCGAUGGACAGUGGGAACCCUUCUGGAUUGGAACUUCCGGCGUGAGGCACAUCUCCAAGGUAUGCCGAUACAAAAGAACCGCCAACAAGACAUCAAGAACUUCAACAUUGAACGAGCGCGGUUGACUAUCACAUUGCCUUUGAUGUAUUUCGCUGCUCUUUGCAUCCUUGCUUAUGGAUGGACAAUGGAAUAUCGAACUUCAGUCGGCGGACCGAUCGUGACAUUAUUUUUUGUUGGCCUUUCCACUACUGGAGCAUUCAACACUUUAAGCACUCUGAUAGUGGACAUCAACUACCAAAGUGCCGCAACUGCCACAGCAGCAAAUAAUCUGUGCCGCUGUUUGAUGGGCGCUGGUACCACAGCAUUUGUGGGACCCUUGAUCGAUGCGAUUGGAAUUGGAUGGACUGGGACCAUCGUUGCGAUACUUUGGGUCGCCUGCAGUCCCCUUCUAUGGGCCGUUCGAGCUUGGGGACAUGACUGGAGGAAAGAAAAAGCAAACAAGUAA